Rhagoletis zephyria (snowberry fruit fly) is the source of this 859-nucleotide messenger RNA. The record is from RefSeq and is a predicted model, not a curated record. NCBI's taxonomy places the organism in Eukaryota, Metazoa, Arthropoda, Insecta, Diptera, Tephritidae.
AUGUUCUUUGAGUCGUUCCAGCAGAAGUUCAAGGAAUCGGUGGACCAGCUGAUGGAGUCGGCGGCCGCCUCCAGCUGUGCCCCCGAGCUGGUCAGCUUUAAGCCGGUGUACACGGUGCUGGAGGAGCAGACGCGACAGCACUACGAGAACGACAUCAAGGUCCUCAUUGACACCAUCAUCCGCGAGACGAUGAUCAAGCUGGCAUGCGAGCGCUCCAUUCGAAAUGGCCAACUGGAGACGCUGCUGAAGCUGUCGAUUGAGCUGGCCCGCGUGGAGGAGUGCUCGGUCAAUCUGCCGAUCAUCCUCCUCGGCGAGCUCUUCGACUGUCGGACGCUGGCCGAGUGCGAGCUGCUCUUCUCCGCCGUCGACCGCAAUCUGGCCACCUGGAAGGAGGAGCUCUUCUUCAAGAACGUCAAGAACCACCUGCUUCGCAUCUGCAAUGACCUCCUCCGGCGCCUCUCUCGCAACCAGAACACCGUCUUCUGCGGGCGCAUCCUCAUCUUUCUCGCCAACUUUUUCCCCCUAUUUGAGCGGUCCGGCCUCAAUCUGACCUCGGAGUUUAACCAGGACAACUCGACGACCUACGCGCUGCAGGCCGAGGAGGAGGGCGGUGCUGGAAAUGGAAAUGCAGAAAACAACAACGGCAAUGCCAAUGCCAACACUGACCUCAACUUUUACCGGAAGUUCUGGCAGCUGCAGGAGUACUUUCGCAACCCGACCGUCUGCUACUCUCGCGGUCGCUUUAAGGCCUUCCAGGGCCACUGCACCGACGUGCUGGCCGUCUUUGCCGGCAACAAGAUUGACGCCGACUCGGGCUUCUACUUUCAGACGCUGUCUGGUGGGAAGGGACAACAGCCAG